AAAUUUAACGCUAUAGUUAAACCAAGUUAAACUCCUGUUGCGUCCCACAACUCAUUUUUAACGAAACGUUACCUAAACCUAUAAUCUAUUCGAAGAAACUCUGCAGUAUAGAAUAUGAUUGGUCAAUUUCCAAUAUAAGGGAAAAGAUCGAAGAGACGGAAAUAUUGUUAUUGCACGUAAUAGUAAGGUUAUAAGUUGUAUGAAGUUGUGAAUAUUUCAUUAUAUUUAGUGUUAUUAAAAAUGUCCGAAAUAAAAAAAAGAGAAAGACUUCCAAACUUUUCAAAUACUGAAAAGCUCAAAGUAAUAGAAUUAAUAGAAAAAUAUAAGAACAUAAUAGAAAAUAAAAAAACGGAUAACAUUAAUUUGAAAGAAAAAGAAAAAUGUUGGCUAAAUAUAUCAAAAGAGUAUAAUAGUAGUAAUAACUCAAUAUAUAGAGAUGUAGCUUCCUUAAAAAGCUGUUGGGAUAAUUUAAAAAAGAAAACACGAAAACAUUAUGCUGAAAUUAGAAAUGAAGUUUUCAAGACAGGUGGUGGAAAGAUGAACAUAAAUGAUGAUCCCAUUGCUGAAAGGAUUAAAAGUAUCAUUCAGCCAUCAAUAGAGGGUUUAACAAAUAACUUUGAUAGCGAUAACAUUACAGGCAUCGCAGAAACAAAUACAUCACAAUGCAAUGAAGAAUCAGAAGGUGAAAGCUGUUAUCAAUAUGAGAUACUCGAAGAUUCAAGCAAUUGGACUGAUUGGACACCAACGAAGUUGUGCUCUGAGAAGAGUAAAGAGUUGCAGGUUUCGGACAAUCUUGAAACUGAAGAAACUGAAGAAUUAAUAUUUGAGGAUGUUGAAAGUGUUCUCGAUAAGGAAUCUUCAAAAGAAAACAAUCCAGUAACGAAUAAGUUACCACAAUCAAAUUUAAAGUAUAAAAAAUCGAAAAAGACCAAAGCAGCUGCAAAAAAAACUAAUGAAUUGGAUAUUUUGGUACAAUCCAAAGUAGAACUAAUAGAAAUAAUGAAAGAAGAAAUUAAAAAAAAGUCAGCUUUAGAAAUAAUUAUCUAUAAAACGUUGUUAGAAAAAGAACAGCUUAAUAUUAAAAUUCUGAAAAAACGGUUAAAUUCUGAUAAAGAUUAAAUAAAAUAAUUUUUUCUUUAAUUCUCAUAGUUCUAGUUUGGAUUGUGCCAAAAUAACCGAAUUGUAUCGAAAGCUGCAAUUUUUUUUUUAAUAUAAAAAAGUUUAUAUAUUCGUUGCAAUAUUUUUUUCUUUUUUUUUAUUAGAAUAUUUUAUAGCAGAGAUCACAAUAUUUGUUUUUAUGAAACCUCUGAGGAGAGUCGCUUAAUUUUAUUGUUAGUAUUAAGUUUGUGUAUGUUCCUUUUAUAUAGUUCCUAGUUUUUUAUUUUUUAAUUUCAUUUUGUUUUUUUAUAUUAGAUUUUAUUGCAGGGAUUGCAAAUAUUUAUGUUAGUGUUAAAGUUCUGAGAGUCAUAAAAUGUAAGUAUAUAAGAUUAUUUAUGUAUUCGUAGAAAUAUUCUUUUAAUUUGGUUUUUGCUUUAUUCUUUAUUUUUAAAAAAUUUUUUAUUAAAAUAUAGGAUGAAGGAAUACAAUUACAUUAUUUGUAUUAAUAUGAUAAUCUCUAAAGAGAGUCGCAUCUUUGGUUUUUUUAUUCCUACUAACACAGUUUUGUAGACUUUGUUCACUAAACGAGAAGUCAAAGGACUUUGAUCAGCAGCAAAAUUGGUUGCUUACAUUAAACUAAAAAAAAUAAUGUGUUAUAAAACAUUAAUAUUUUAUGUAUUGAUUUUUAAAAAGUAAAUUAUAACAUAAUUUUUGCAAA
Monomorium pharaonis (pharaoh ant) is the source of this 1816-nucleotide messenger RNA. RefSeq names its product myb/SANT-like DNA-binding domain-containing protein 3. NCBI's taxonomy places the organism in Eukaryota, Metazoa, Arthropoda, Insecta, Hymenoptera, Formicidae. The transcript has 4 exons. The record is from RefSeq and is a predicted model, not a curated record. The coding region runs from base 241 to 1119 and encodes 292 amino acids.